This is a messenger RNA of Anolis carolinensis (green anole), 5067 nucleotides long. RefSeq names its product G protein-coupled receptor 173 (gene gpr173). NCBI's taxonomy places the organism in Eukaryota, Metazoa, Chordata, Lepidosauria, Squamata, Anolidae. The transcript is spliced from 2 exons. Gene Ontology annotation, molecular function: gonadotropin-releasing hormone receptor activity. The record is from RefSeq and is a predicted model, not a curated record. Gene Ontology annotation, cellular component: plasma membrane. Bases 859 to 1971 code for a protein of 370 amino acids. Gene Ontology annotation, biological process: G protein-coupled receptor signaling pathway.
ACUCUUCCUCCCUCCCUCCCUCCCUCCUUCGCUGAUGGGUCUCCGAACCUGUCCGGAAAUUCCCGAAGCUUCCCCCGCCACCCCCAAAUCGCAAUAGGAAAGGGGGGGAGAUAGAUUGAGAGGCGGGAGCGCGCACGCACGCACGCACACACCAUCCAUCCACACCGGGAGCGCGGUCCUCGCUGGCCAUUGUCCUCCCUGCUUCGCUUCCAACAGCCAUUUCACCCAGCGCCUCCGCUUGCCAGACACUCUCCUUGCCGUUUCCCCCCAGUGACACCAAGCCUGGGCGGGGAUCAGGGCCCACAGCCCUCUUUUUCCUCCCAUGGAGCGAGGGGGCGCCGGGCCCUAAGCAGCCCCCAUCCCCCCCCCCCCCCCCCACCUUCUCCUCCUCAUCCUCCGACCAAGAUGGCUUGAUUGCCAGUGGUCCAAGGAGCAGUGGAUGUGUUUCCUUUCCAUCUUUUUUCUUGUUGUUGUUGUUUUCUGACGGCGGGAGGGCCCUCGCCACCCCCCGCCGAAGAAAUGGACUGAUCCAGACAGGCGAUCGUGGGGAUCCGUUGGGAUCCGUGGGCAGUUGGGAUGUGUGCGCCUCGGGCGGCCCUGGCCCAGCGGUCGAGCGGAGGAAAAGCCUGUUUUUGUGUUGUGGAAGGAAUGGACCCGUCCGGAUAAUUCCCUCCCUCCCCUCUUCCAAAGGGAGGAGGCAGGGGGUUUUCUGCUGCUUGGAUCUCAGAAUGGAAAUGGACUGAUCCAAGGUGGGAUCAGGUAAGAGGGACAAUGCCUCCCUUUAGCACUGGGAUCAUGGGCCAUCAUCGGGCACGUCGCCGCUGACCCAGUUUCCCCUUCCUUCUUCUCCAUCUAAAGAUGGCCAGUGCCAAUGAGACUGAAGAGGCCCACGGCUCAGCACCCCACGCAGCCUCCACCUAUGCCAAGCUGUUGCUUCUGGGCCUCAUAAUCUGUGUGAGUCUGGCGGGGAACCUAUCCCUCUCGCUGCUUGUGUUGAAAGAACGUGGCCUCCACAAGGCCCCCUAUUACUUCCUGCUGGACUUGUGCCUGGCUGACGUGAUCCGCUCAGCUGUUUGCUUCCCUUUUGUCCUUGUUUCUAUCCGCCAUGGCUCUGCCUGGACCUACAGUGUGCUGAGUUGCAAGAUUGUGGCCUUCAUGGCUGUCCUUUUCUGUUUCCAUGCUGCCUUUCUCCUCUUCUGCAUCAGUGUCACGCGCUACAUGGCUGUGGCCCACCACCGCUUCUAUGCCAAACGCAUGACCUUCUGGACGUGCAUAGCUGUCAUCUGCAUGGUGUGGACUUUGUCAGUGGCCAUGGCCUUUCCGCCAGUCUUUGAUGUUGGGACUUACAAGUUCAUUCGUGAAGAGGACCAAUGCAUCUUUGAGCACCGCUACUUCAAAGCCAAUGACACUCUGGGCUUCAUGCUCAUGCUAGCUGUUCUGAUCUUUGCCACCCACGUGGUUUACAUCAAGCUCCUUCUCUUUGAGUAUCGCCAUCGUAAGAUGAAGCCUGUCCAGAUGGUCCCAGCCAUCAGCCAAAACUGGACGUUUCACGGGCCUGGAGCCACAGGCCAAGCUGCGGCUAACUGGAUUGCUGGCUUUGGCCGUGGCCCCAUGCCUCCCACCUUGUUGGGCAUCCGGCAGAAUGCCCAUGCUGCCAACCGGCGCUUGCUGGGCAUGGAAGAAUUCAAGGCUGAGAAGAGGCUAGGUAGGAUGUUCUACGUCAUCACUUUGCUCUUCUUGGUUCUCUGGUCACCCUACAUCGUGGCCUGCUACUGGAGGGUAUUUGUCAAAGCCUGUAGCAUCCCCCACCGCUACCUCUCCACAGCUGUUUGGAUGAGCUUUGCCCAAGCGGCUGUCAACCCUAUAGUUUGCUUUCUACUCAACAAAGACCUCAAGAAGGGCUUGAUUGCCCACAUUCCCUGCUGGAGGACAGAGCCUGAACUACCCAGAGAGCCUUACUGUGUGAUGUGAGCAGUGCUGAGGGUUGGCUGGAAGGCAUCCGCCUGUGCCAAACUGAAUUUGGGUUUCUUUAUUCCUUUCUUCUUUCACACCACACAAGAUGCCAAAUGAUGGGUCAUUUUUCUUCCCCUGCAACUUUGGUGAUGGUUCCUGAGAGUAUUUGGUGUCACAAACAGACUGAUCUCUCAGUUAUCCUAGGGCAAGCAUCCCACCUGUUAACUGCAGUGAGAUCAGAGCUGGAUUCUGGUCUCACCACCCCUGGGGUAAAUCUAGAGCCAUACAAUGUCAGUAACUGGUCCCCAGUAGUAUUCUAGCCAGUUCUUCAAGGAGGUGCAAAGGAUCCAGUAUUUUACUGAGCAUUUUUAAAAAGUAGUCUUCAAAUUCUAUUAAUAUACUUAAGACAGAAACCCCAAAAGUCACAGCACCAAAAUUUCUUAAUGACCAUUAUUUCUCUUAACUGUCAAUUCUAAGGUAUGUAUAGUGUCACUGAAAGGAGACCGAGUUAGAUCUUUGUGCUUAAAAAGAGUCAUUCCACUUAGUAGCCCCAGCAAGGCUGAUUAGCUGGAAUCAGCUUUCUUGUAUGAUUAAUUUUCUGAUCUAGUCAGUUAAUCCAUCAUUUAAAUUAAUUCCCCAUGGCAUCAACAUUUAAAGGAGCAGGUGAAGAGGUAGGAAAGGUGGAAUAUGGCGAAACGAAGAAGAAAACAGGCAGCUAACAUAACUGUUCCGGGGAAUGCCAUGGAGCCAGCCGUGACUUAGCUCUUUGUCAGUCAGAAGCUGUAACCAGGGAGCCUUGGAAACCCCACCUCAGUUGCUAUGGCAGCAACCAAUCCAGUCUCAUAGAGCAUGUCACCCUGGAACAAUGCAAGCAGGAGGAUAUGGGGUGGGGUGUGGGGGAGGAAAAACCCACCAAGAAACACUAAUGCACUCUUUGAAGAGUGGGAAAAGACAGAGGCAUCAAUGUGCAAAACAGGCAGGGAAGAACCUCCAAGGCCGCAGAAAAGGCAGGGUGACUACAGGGGGACCAUGAGCAAUGAUGUCAGCAUGGCACAUGCUCUGCUGACAGAUAGCCAAAACAUCAUUGUUGCAAAGCUUAUUCAGUUCCAUAGCGCCCUCGUCCAUUCUCACGCAUUCAAAUGGCACAGCACAUUGCUCUUGAUCUUGCUGUGUCACAUUGCCACAAACCCAUUUACAUAUUUGUUGUGAAACACUUAAGAGACCGAGGAUGAGAAGCGUGCCACUCCCAGAGUUGCUGUCUCGCAUCUGGAUUUAUUCCAGCGGACUAGUGGUCAGUGCUUGAGAUCACUGCAGGAAAGCAGACAAAUGACCUCACAGGUUGUACAGAAAGGCUUCAUAUUUUUAUGUCCAUCUCUGAGAAGAGUAGAAAGUGUGGGAAUGAUGAGGAAAGAUGGGUACAGUGAGAAGGAAAGAGGACUUCAGUUUGGUUUGUAGAGAUUUUUUAAUGGGAAGAGGAAAUACGGGAGUCUGACUUCUCUGUUCUCUUUUCAUCUAAAAGUUUGACCGGGGUCUGACAAUCCAAGUAAGAGAAAGUAAGAACAUGGAUAUCUGGGUUCAUUCUUCGCUGUGAUGCCCACCUACCCCAAUGUUGCAUUAUCCUGCAUUACAGGUGCUCUUGAAAAGUCAAUCCCAACAAUCCAUAGCUAUAUUCUUUGAUCUCUGCUGAUGAGGGGAGAUUGGAUGCAGAUCCUUCCUAAAACAAGUAUUUUUAAUAAUGAGGUAUGCUUUAUGAGAUGGGAUGGAAGAAAGGAUUCGGGAUGAAAGAGGUGGCAGGAAAAAUGAGGCCAUAAAGCAGCAUUGUUGGCAGUAUUGUGGGAGAAAAGCAAAAGGACCAGAGGAGGACGAGGUCAGGGGAAGAGUUGAGAGAACAUAGCACAGGAAUUCAAGCCUGAGGUUGCAGGGAGGACAUGUGGAACCAGGUGAGAGAAUGGCAUGGGGAUUGGGGCUUUCCCCGGUUUUCCCUUUCCAAAGGACCCUGAUGUUGAUUUCUGCCUCUGAAGAAAAGACUGUUCAUCUUACCCUCCAGUCCUGCUACCACAGUAUGGCCUUAAUCACUGGCCAGAAUUACGGCCACCAGACAGAAAUCCAUAUUUGAAAAAUAUGGAAGAUGAACACAGAUUAUUUCCAGAAUUCUUUUCUUUUGGAUAGAGACAUUAAAGAAGUUUGGGGUUUUGUUUUGUUUUUCAAUGGGGGAAUAAAGAAAUUGCAACUUUGUUGGGAGAGGGAGGGAUGGGUGUGGGCGGGCACAGGACAGACAGAUGGAUGUGUGUCCCCUGCAAUGUACGCUUCUGAACUUCCUUCAGAUGGGGGCAGCUUUUGGGUGGGUGGGUAAGGGGAACUGGUUCAGGGGGCGGAAAUGGAGAUUUGGGGUAAGGAUUCAGUUUGAUCCUGCCCCGCCACCCUCUUUUUGUGUCAAAAUUUGUUUCCAUUCCCCACUUUUUCUGGGGAUUUUCUUGUUUCCUUUUCUUGUUUUUUUAUAUAAAUAUAUAAAAAAGAUGGAAUGAAAUGCAAAAUUCUUGGGUGAUUUCUUUUGAGUCAGAGGCAAAAACUAAAAUAAGCAAAGAAAACUCCUCUAUUCAAGGUCAAACUAGACAUGGCUUGGGAAAUCGGUAAUCUGAUUUCACAAAGUUCUUUUUUAGGCUUCAAAGCAUCAUUGGAAGUGAAUAUGUACUCAUUCGUCUUUUACUGUUUCUGGAAGUCCUAGUAGUUUCUAUCAUCAGUGAAAACUCCCAGAGAAGUCAAGGCCCGUCCAGACAGGCUCUAUAUUCCAGGAUCAGUUUCCAGGAUUUCUGGGAUUAUGAGUCCGCACUGCCAGAUAAUCUGGGAUAAGGAGAUCAGAUCUUGAGAUAUAGGAUCUGUCGGGAAGGGCCCUCAGGUACAUGGUGAGCACUUUUCCUUGUUUACUUCUGUAGCUAACAGUAACAUGGGGUGCAGGACCAUUUCUGUCAAGGAAAUUGGCUCACUAGAAAUAUUAAACUCUCCUUCUCUAGUGCUGUGUGUCUAAUUUAGCCCUGAAAAAAUAAGGUAUUUUCUCCUUUUGUUUGCACUUUGCUCUGUUUCAGUCAAUGAAAUUAAAUAAUAUCUGGGAUAAUA